GAAUACGUGCUGUUCUUUCUUCUUAGUUUAGCUUGUAGCGCAGCAAUCUAGAUAUGGCGGACGUCAAACCAGGAAGGAGGAGUCCUCAUAGUUCCAGACAAGGGAAGAGAUGUUAGUAUGCACCCACCAACCUCGACUGUGUAUGGUUGAUCAAAGAUGGGAGCUACCAGAUUCUCACACUCCAAACAUGUGCCACUGAGCAGAAGAAAGAGUCCUGAAAGCUCCAGGAGCAGGAGAGGAAAGAGAAGUGUUCCUCUCACUCCCUCCAAUGUGAUGAGAGAAGUGAGGGAGGUGGGGGAUUGGUGGGAGAAGUUUGGACUAGGGUACUAUCUCUACAUACCACGGUCAAAGAGAGAGGAGAUUAGACAGAAGUUCCCAGAUGAGAUGGAGCAGAAGAAACAGCUGAUUUCUUACUGGAUUAACACCGACCCACUGGCAAGCUGGAGGAGACUCAUUGUGGCACUAGAUCACAUGAAAGAAACCAAGAUGGCUGACUCCAUAAGAUCCUAUGCUGAACCUCUCACUGACGACAGUCUCACUACACACACACUGCUACCUGCUGUGUCCUCUGUGAGACACUUCUGGGGGGAGAGAUGGUGAUGUGGAUGUGUUGGGGCUGCUGCAGGUGCUUGGUGUCCCCUGGUCAGUGAUGGAUAAUAUGAGGGCCAGUCCGUCACACUCAACUGAAGAGGUGAAAAGGACGGCAGGUCUACAGUACUACCUCCAGACAGUACCUGGUGCAUCAUGGGAGGUUAUAGCUGGAGUAUUAUGGUCCAUGGAGGAGCACACAGCCCUGGAGGAAGUCAGGCAACAUCUACAACCUACAUGU
Geodia barretti is the source of this 829-nucleotide messenger RNA. NCBI's taxonomy places the organism in Eukaryota, Metazoa, Porifera, Demospongiae, Tetractinellida, Geodiidae. The record is from the annotation of a GenBank genome assembly.